Messenger RNA from Acyrthosiphon pisum (pea aphid), 408 nucleotides. Its product is annotated as histone H1.1-like. The record is from RefSeq and is a predicted model, not a curated record. Gene Ontology annotation, biological process: nucleosome assembly. Lineage: Eukaryota; Metazoa; Arthropoda; Insecta; Hemiptera; Aphididae. The transcript has a single exon. Gene Ontology annotation, molecular function: DNA binding. Gene Ontology annotation, cellular component: nucleosome. The coding region runs from base 1 to 408 and encodes 135 amino acids.
AUGUUCUCGAAGACGGCCUACCCCCACUCUGUCACUGCCACCACCGUCUUCGGCCAUCAAAGAGUUGAAGGAGAAGAAAGGUUGUUAUCAGCCAUCAAAAAGUACUUGGCCGCCAACUACAAAGUCGGUUCCGCCAAGUUGACGCCCUUCAUCGUGAAGGUUUUGAAAGUCGCCAUCGCGAAUGGUACCGUCAUCCAGACCAAAGGUAACGGCGCCUCUGGACACUUCAAAUUGCCCGUUGACGAUGUCAAGCCGAAAAAGGCUAUUGUAGCCAAGAAGAAGAAAUCAAUUUACAAAAAGUUAAAGCACCUGGAACACCGAAAAGGAAGCUUGCGGCUACAAAAAAGUCACCAAGUCCGGGGAACCCGUGGCCAAGAAAGCGAAGAAGGCUGUAGUUGCGGUGACUAA